GUUAAACGUGAGGCGGAAAUUCAAGUUGGUUGCUAUGGCAUCCAUCUGGUUCAAGUGGUUCAAAUGGUUGUGGACGGAAUAGAAGAAGCUUUCGCUUAACAGGCUUCCGUAUCUAGUAGCAGGGGAUCACCAAAUCCUCCAGGCAGGAACCUAGGUAUAUUAACAAUAAAAGAGGAAAAUAAAUUAGUAAAUCAUAGUGUGAUACUAUCCUUAGUCCUUAAGAAUAGAUCAAGUUGCAUCUUAAAGGACUCCUGGGAAGUUGCUUGGACUAACUCGGCCGGCAGCGUAUUCCAUCUUUUAAUAAGGACGUUGCGAAAUGUCUGAACUCUAACUGUGGCUAUUUUGUAAUGAAAUAUUCUGAUAGCUUAUUCGAGCGGUUACGUUAUGAGGGCCAAAGUUUAUUGAUGGGCCAUUUGAACCAUUUAAACUAAAAGUGUAGUAAUUCGAAAAAGGUUUUCAACAAUCCUAGUUCAAUAUGUUGGUUGUUUCUAUAACCUUUUGUCAGUCUAUUGCGUUUACUAGUGCUCAGAAGAAAGAAAUCUCCGACAGUCUAAUAGCAUAUUUUAUUCAAGCUUUGAAAUGUUGGGAAAUCAGAGAGACUUUCUAUCUCCUUCCACAUCUUAAUACUAUCUGGAUGUAGGAUUGUUUGUGAAUCUAAGGUGCAUCCUGGGUAUUGGAAGGAUGGAGCCUGGUGAUACUCCUCUUGACAGCCGGAAAAAAAUUAGACGAACUCUUAUGACUUGUAAUCUGAUAUGUAUCAGGUAAAAUGUUCUUGACAUACGUUCAUUCAUUCAACUUAUGAUGAGUUAUGCACAGCUUCUAACAGACCUAUAAGUCUUUAACACUACUCACUUUGCACUUAGCUAUAUUUCUUGAGAAACCGUCUGUUACGACUCCUAAAUUCUUACAAUCAAUAAUCUUGGAUAAAGGUGUUUCGUUUGUUGUAUUGUGAUGUAGAUUACUGUAAUGAAAAUUUAGGAGUACGAUACUACAUAUCAUUUACUACUAACGACGAUGGAUUUUUCCACUCAACUAGAGCAUCCAAGUUUCCCUGUAACUCUAUCUUACUUUUGCUGUUAUUUAUGCCCUACCAAAAAUAUAAUGUCAUCACUAAACCAUAGGGUGAAUGAUUUAGUAAGCCAGAUUCGUAAAACAAAUAUAAAUUAGAGAACGUAACCGUUAGUGGUGUAGCCGAACAUAGCGAAUUCCACAAACCACCUCCUAAUGCGUUUGCCAUAGUUAUGACGAUCAAGUUAGUGCAGAACUACUUGAAGGUUUCGACUUCAUUGAGUACAAUCGGGAUAGUUAAGUUUUAGGUACAGCUAUUACGGGUUGGCUUGGCGUUACUGUCAUACCACUUGCUGCUCCAAGUAUGUUAGGACAUACGAUUACAAAUUUAAACAGAGCGAUGCUUAAACAUGUUGCUAGCAAACUUCCUGAUAAAUCAAAAUGUGUUUACAGUUAAACACAUGAAAAGUUAUCCACCUAAAUUUUAAAGAUAAAGUCGCACGUAUAUUUGAAACAUAGUUCGAGUGCGAUGAAAUCAUUGAUUGGCAAGUGCAAGUAAAUUAACUCGAUACUAUAUUAUGCAUACGAAAUAGUCGUACAUCAAGAUCCAUUGAACUGAGGAAAAUUGAGUCACCAGAACCUAACAUUACAUCAGUUUUUAGAUUCGCUUAUUGCUACUACGAACUCCUCGAAGUAGGAACUCGUUAUGUCAAAAACCACUGGCUAGAAAUCUUAAAUGAUAUAGUUCGCAAUCUAUAACAAUAGCUCAGUUUAUAUUGGAUCUUUCAAGUCUUAAAGAUUGCACAUCUCGUUACACAAAUUCCCACAAGUAUAAUUACAAGCUCAAAGCAUUCUCGCUAUAUUAUCUGAGGCAUUAGUGGUGAGACAUCUUUCAUAUAACUUUUUGAACACUCAUAGUCUAGGAAAGUAUUCUUUUCAACAAAACAAAUCAAUUCACGAUCACUGUAAGUCGUAUGGACUUUUAUCAAAUGCAAAGUAAACAUAUGUAUCUUGCUAGUUAAUAUGACAGAUAUAAGUCUAUAAAAAACAGACGUACUAGAUCGUUAAUUUACAACUUAAUUUUACCCUCUUCAAUAAUUAGUACGUCGAAUUGUGUAUGUAUUUUAUUCAAGACCAGUGGUUGAAAAUUGGAUAAGUAUUAGUCAAACUGUCUGUUUCCCUUUUUUGUUCUAAAUUCUACGUAGUAUUGUCAUCAAAUGAUUCGAAAUCAAAUCAUUGAUCAAAUUUGCUUGUUAAUUAUUCAUAACCUCACACUUAUUUCGUCUCAUUGAAACAAAACUUUGAUUUUAGUAACAAAACGUUAGAACUGACCAGUUCUUUUUGUCAUUAAAAGAGAAAAAUGAUAAAGAGAGUGUUUAAAACCAUACUUUUAUAUGUAUUGAAAAUAACUUCAUAAAUCAUGAAUCAAAGUUUGUUAGAGAAAUUUGUACAUAACUAUGAGUUAAAAUUAAAAGAAGUGUAUAGAAACUGUGAUACAUAUCGCCUUACUGAGUAUAAUGCAGCAGUCAAAAUCCAAGCAUGGUUUCGUGGUAUUCGAAUACGGUGCUACUUAAAACUUCUCGAAAAAUGUACAAUCAUCAUUCAAAAAACUUGGAGAGGCUAUAUAGGCCGUAAACAAUAUCGGCUUAUAUUAUCUAAAACUGUUAUAGAAUAUCGACGAAAUAAAUUUAGUAAGGCUGCAGCAAAAAUUCAAAGUGCGUGGAAAGGUUAUUUAACCCGUAAAUAUAUAUUCAACUUUUAUUCACGUAAAGUUUAUCUAUCUGCACUAGUUGAUGUAGGAGAAUUUGUCAAAAAUCAAUUGUCUGAAUAUGAAAAAGAAAUGGAAUAUGUGGAACGUAAAGAAAAGCAAGAAAAAGAACGAGAUAGAAUAAUUAAUUGGGCGAAAUCACAUCAUUUUCUGGUUUCAACAUGUUGUCAACCAGGAAUAUAUCAAAAUCCAAUGGAUAAAACAAUAAAUGACAAAGAGAAGCUUCUAUUAUCAGUAGUUCGUCAAGAAUUAAUUAAAACUAACAAUAAACAAAAAAAGAAAUUAUCAACAGAACAAACAUUAUAUCAAAUAAAUUCAAUGAAUAAAGAAUUGCCAAAAAUCAAAGGUCCAUUUAGAAAUCCAGAAGAAGUGAAAAAAUGGAUAAAUAAACCAAUAAAUUUAUCAUUACGUGUAUCAACAGAUUAUUUUUCAUUAGAAAAAUCUCAACAAAUUUGGAAAUCUAAAGAAUGGAGUAAUAGAUUACAUGAUAAUAAUUUCUACACUGGUCAUCCACCAUCAAAACCAUAUGAACGUUCAUUAUGGACAACAUCUGUGUACGGUUCAAUACCAUAUGGUACAAAACAUUUUCGUGCGUCAGAAGAUGAAAAUAAUUCAGCAAUACAUAAACAACCAAAAUUUCGUAAUAUAUUACCACCGAUUCCAUUAUUUGACAAAUUUAAUAGAGAGUAUAUACCAGGUUAUGCAACAGGAUGAUUGUAUAAAAGUAUGUGUAACAGUAGUCUUGAUAUGAACUAAUCGAUUAAAGUUUCUUUUAAAAAAAUAAUAAAAUGAUUGAAAUUCUAAAUAUCUUUUUCAAUUCUUUAAUUAGAUCAUGUAAUCAAGGUGAUAUAGUUUUGAUGUACAAUUCACUAAAACUAUUUAAUGCCAGCGUAUUAUGUUAUGAUAGUCAAAAUAUUUUGAGAAUAGAGUUAGUUGUUCACCCCUACAUCUUAUGUUAUAUGUGAUUGAUGUGUGGGCAAGAAUGAUAAUGAUUGGUUGUCUGCUUAGUCAGAAAUGUAGAUAGUCCGACAGGUGUCAGAUGAGUUAUAUAUUCCCCUAUCCUUAUUAUUAAUUGUUCAUUGUUGUUGGAUUGUGUCGUGUUUUUGGUGUGGAAAUAUAUAUAUACGUUGUGGUCAGGCUGAUCACGUGUUUUUGAUCUGAGUUAUGUUGAAGUCUUGUAGAAUAGACACUAGGAGGGAAUCUAGUGUAGAUAUUCAUCUAAGGUAAAUUAAUGUCCCAUACAUGUAAACGUGGAAAACCAACCGUUAUAACUUUAAACUAAGCUAAACCGAGCGUUAUGACAGUGAUAAUUGGUUUAUUCUCUGCAGAUGCUAUGUUUUAUGAUUUGUAGAGAUUUUGUAGACCUAUGAUGCAAAAAAUAUUUAUAAAGACUAAAAAAACAGAUUUUAAUCCCCGAAAAGUUAUUCAUGUAGGUUAAGGCUAUCAGCUUACUGGCUUCUG
This is a messenger RNA of Schistosoma haematobium, 4237 nucleotides long. RefSeq names its product spermatogenesis-associated protein 17 (gene SPATA17). Gene Ontology annotation, molecular function: protein binding. The record is from RefSeq and is a predicted model, not a curated record. Lineage: Eukaryota; Metazoa; Platyhelminthes; Trematoda; Strigeidida; Schistosomatidae. Gene Ontology annotation, biological process: spindle organization; establishment of meiotic spindle localization; mitotic cell cycle. The transcript is spliced from 9 exons. Gene Ontology annotation, cellular component: spindle pole. The coding region runs from base 2429 to 3490 and encodes 353 amino acids.